This is a messenger RNA of Hippocampus comes (tiger tail seahorse), 4462 nucleotides long. RefSeq names its product AT-rich interactive domain 4A (gene arid4a). Gene Ontology annotation, cellular component: nucleus. The record is from RefSeq and is a predicted model, not a curated record. The coding region runs from base 183 to 4022 and encodes 1279 amino acids. Gene Ontology annotation, molecular function: transcription cis-regulatory region binding. Gene Ontology annotation, biological process: regulation of transcription by RNA polymerase II. The transcript has 27 exons. NCBI's taxonomy places the organism in Eukaryota, Metazoa, Chordata, Actinopteri, Syngnathiformes, Syngnathidae.
CUUUGCUCGGUGGCGAAUAGCGCCGAGCUUUGCGCCAAUGGCCUGACUGGAAACACAGCUCGGGACUCAACAGCUUGUUGUUCGUGUAUCGCGUCGCAAGCCCGGGCGAAAGGGAAGCGAGACGCCUCGUUGAACCAUUCAACAAAGCUCCCGAGCUGGACUUUGUCAAAUAAGCACAAAAGAUGAAGGCAGCCGACGAGCCCGCCUACCUGACCGUGGGCACCGACGUGAGCGCCAAGUACCGAGGGGCCUUCUGCGAGGCCAAGAUCAAGAUUGUGAAGAGGCUGGUGAAGGUCAAGGUGACUCUGAAAGGGGGGAGCGCCAGCCAGGUGGUCCACGACGAUCAGGUCAAAGGCCCCCUCAGGGUGGGCUCGACGGUGGAGGUGAAGACAAACGAAGGCGUGUACAGCGAGGCCGUCAUCAGCAAGCUGACGGACGCCAGCCUCUACACCGUCGUUUUUGACGACGGAGACGAGAAGACGCUGCGGCGGUCGUCUCUGUGCCUGAAAGGCGAGCGGCACUUUGCAGAGAGCGAGACGCUGGACCAGCUUCCCCUGACCAACCCGGAACACUUUGGCACCCCGGUCAUCGGAAAGAAGUCCAAUCGCGGACGUCGCUCUUCGCAGGCCGUGGCGGACGACGAGAACGAGUCGUCGUCCAGCGAGGACGACGAGGAAGACCGCAGGAGGCUGAACGAUGACCUUCUGGGAAAAGUCUGCAGCGUCAAGAAGGAGGACCAGCCCGCCUCCUGGUUCCUGGCGCUGGUGGUGUCUCCCAGCUGCAACGACGAGUUGGUGGUGAAGAAGGAUCAAUGUCUGGUCAGGUCCUUCAGCGACUCCAAGUUCUGCACGGUUUCCAGGAGGAACGUGCACCCCCUCAACUCCAUCAGCAUCAACAAGUCGGAGCUCUCCAACACACGCGGCUUUGAAGCGGCUCAGAUAUUUGCGAGGCGCAGGGAGGUGCCAGAGGUUUGGAAGAUGGACAUGAGUCAGAUCUUGGACUCGUCCACCAGCGACGACGACGAUGGCGGCGGCGGCGGCAACGGGGAGGAGAAAGAGAGCGAGGACGACGACAUGGAUGAAGAGGAGAAGAGGAAAAAGCUGCUCAAGGAGGAGCCCGAGGAGGAGCCGGACCCGGAGGAGCGCGAUCACUUCCUGCAGCAGCUUUACAAGUUCAUGGAGGACCGAGGGACGCCCAUCAACAAGCCUCCAGUGUUGGGCUACAAGGACUUGAACCUGUUCAAGCUCUUCCGCUUGGUGUUCCAACACGGCGGCUGUCGCAAGAUUGAGAGCGGCACAGUGUGGAAGCAGAUCUACAUGGAUCUGGGCAUCCCCAUCCUCAACUCGGCGGCGUCGUACAACGUGAAGACGGCGUACAAGAAGUACCUUUUCGGCUUCGAGGAGUACUGCCGCUCCGCCUGCAUCACCUUCAGGACCAUCCACCCCUGGCCCGCGCAGGGUAGGAGGCGAGGCGGCACGGCGGCGACCAAGGCGGAGCCGCCCAACAAGGGAGGAAGCGACAACGGCGACGAGCCCAGGGACGCGCGACGGCGCAGCAGCCGACGUCUGGACGGGUCCGACAGGGGCUCUGAGGACGACGAUGACGACGGCGACGACGAGGGGGAUGAGGAGGAGCAGGAUGAAGAUGACGAGGAGGAAGAGGAGGAGGAGGAGGAAGACGAUGACGACGAGCGGGAGAGGCGACUGGGAGCCAGGAGCGAGGACGAGGGCGAUGGCGAUGCCCUGACCGGGACCAAGGUGAGAGUGAAGUACGGCCGAGGAAAGACGCAGAAGGUCUACGAGGCUCACAUCAAGAAGACGGAUAUCGACAACGGAGAGCACUUCUACCUGGUGCACUAUUACGGCUGGAACGUCAGGUACGACGAAUGGGUGAAGGCCGACCGCAUCAUCUGGCCCGCCGAAAAAGGAACCCGGAAGAGAACCAGGAAGAAGGUGAAGAACAAAGAGGAGGCGGACAAGGACGAAGACAAGGUGCCGAUGGCGGGGCUGACGGCCACCCCUCCCCUGCCGCCGCCCAAGCCCAUGGCGGCCAAGCGAGGGCGCCCCCAGAUCCGUACCGCGGCCGCCAACGCGCCACCCGGCCGGAAGACGCCGAGCGGCGAGGGGCGGCCCAACGGGAAGAGCUCCCGAACGGAGACGCCGCCCAACAUGGCCAACGGCGACAACGCGCCACGCAUCAGGAGGACCAGAAGGACGUCCGGGAUGUACGACUCGGACCGCGCCUCAAACGAGGAUUCUGGGAACUCGACGGUUGACAGCGAAUCAGAAGAGCCGCCUGACAAGAAGCUGUCACCCUGGCGGGGGAGGCCCGAGAAGGAGGAGACCGGGGACCAGGGGGAGAGCGGCGCGCCUGAAGUCAAGCGGGGGGAGCCGAGCGAGGCGGCCGACGCCGCUCAGGUCGCGAGUCCCUCCGAAGGCGAGGGGGACGCCGCAGAGGAAGCUCUCAAAGUGAAGGACGAGCUGACGGAUGAGCGGGCAAUCGUCGCCGAGAUGGAGAAAGUGUGCCCCGCCUCUUCCCCGGGCGCGGCAUCCGAUCAGCACGCCGAGCCGCGGGACGACGCUCCUCCUGCGCCGUCGGAAAACCUCAAGACGCCGCCUUCGUCGCCGCCCGCGCUCAAAGUUCACCGCGGCGAACCUUUGCCGAAAAUCUCCAGCCCCCCCACCGCCACCGGUCCCGAGCCUCCUCCGCCCCCUCCUCCGCCGACUCCUCGAAGUCUCCUGAAAAGGCCGGAUGAACCGAUGGUGGUCCUCCACUGCCUCCCCGCACCGCGCCUCCACCUGGAACCUCCGGCGGUCGCGCCGUCGGACACCGACUCCGCCAGUGAGGAGGAAGAGGAAAAAGCGGAGCUGAAGCUCCACCCUGAAAGGAAGCAAGAAGAGGUUACGCCCGCCUCCCCAAAGUCUUCAGCGAGCCCCGCCAAGGUCGGUGCCGGCGUGUCGCCCAAGUCCCUCCCGUCCCCGCUGCGCGGCGCCGAGGCGGAACGGAGGAGCCACAGAGCAGUGAGGGCGGACGAGGUGCAAGGACGGGUCGACGAGGACUCCAAGGAACGGCCUGCGGAGGAGCCGGGGACUCCGCCCCAGGCCCAGGAGGCCCUCGGCCCCGUCCCCAGCGAGGAGCCGCAAAUGGGCGCCGAGGCAUUACUUUGCUACGAGGUAGACCUGGACGACCCCGAUGACAAGGACAAGCCCACCUCUUCCUCGGAGCCCCUCCUCCUCCUCGCCAGGGUGCAACCCCCCCGGUCGCCGCCGUCGCCACACAGCCCCUUCCUCCUUGACGCCAGCCCCCCCUGUCCCGAGGAGCUCGGCCCGGCCCGUCUCAACCCCGAGACGGCGGCGGCAGGCGGAGAGAAGGAGGCCGACGCCCAGUCCGGUCCGGAUGUCGACGUGUCGCAGGAGGCCCGAGGUCAGAAGCGUCUGUCGCAGUGUCAGGUGAGCCCCGCCUCCAAGAAACAGAAACGCAACCACAAGCGCACCAGCGGAAGCGCCAAGAACGGCACAGGUCACAGCAGCGACAGCGAGGACCAGUCACGUCUUUCGUCUUUGCCAAAGUCCAACAAGUCUCGCUGUCCUGGCGCCGGGUCGCCGCACGCCAAAGAGAAACAUAGCGCCACCUCCCCGCAGCGCGCCAACAAGUGGACCUUCCAGCUCGACUCCCUGGACAGCAUGUCGAGCAGCGAGAGGAUCUCCUUCCUGCAGGAAAAACUGCAGGAGAUCAGGAAAUACUACAUGAGCCUCAAGUCCGAGGUGGCGUCCAUCGACAGACGCAGGAAGCGCUUAAAAAAGAAGGAGCGGGAAGUGUCCAACACCACGGCGUCCACGUCCUCGGGUUCCUCGGACGCGGCGAUGAGUCCGUCCUCUGCCUCGCCCGCUCAGAGCACCCUGGCCGUGGAGUGCAGCUCACCUGGGAUUUGUCUGAGCCCUUUUGGAGGGAGAGGUCACAGUUCAGGGGGAGGAGCCAAAGCAGCUGCUUAUGCAAAUGAUUUCUUUGACGCAAGAUUUUGAAGUCCAGUAAAAAAAAAAAAUGUUUUUUUUUGUAACUUUUUCUAUAAAAUUAAAGCUUCUAUUUUAGUAAGAAAAAAAGGAAAACGUUGGAUAAAUAAAGGUGUUUUGUUUUUGUGUUGCGUUGCAGUGAGGAAGUUUUGAGUUAAAAAUGAGGACUUUGAUUGCAUUUAUUUCUGACCGAUGACAAAAAAAAAAAAAAAACCUCUUCCUCGCUUCAACUUGACAGAUAUUUUGUGGCCCGCUCGCUUCUUCUCGUUUCCGCUCCACUUGCCAUUUCCUGUUUUGCUCGUGGACUUUUGUGUACAUAAGAUGAAAAGUGAAAAUGUAAAGAAUGAUUUAUAAUAUUUUUAAGAGAAGACUUUGUACGCUUCUGUCAGCUGCCAAGAAAACACUUCCUGGAUGCAGCACCGCCCAUUUCCAAUAAAGUUCUUAAAUAUCAA